AGUUGAAGAUGGCAGAGCGUGAAAGCACAGUGAUAAACACCGAUGUGAACCAGAAAGACCCCAGCGAGGCACUGGUCAUCGCCGUGACCACCAGAGCCAUCUUCAACCUGGAGGAGGAACACAAGCUCUACCUGGAGAAGGGCAAGGAGGAGUACGCAAGGCACCAGAAGGACAACCAGGACAAGCCCCUGCCGCCAGGCACAGCCUUCGCCUUCAUCCAGGCAGCGCAGUAUGUGAACAAGAAGAUCCUGGAGAGCAACCCAGAAGAGAAGGACCUCAUCGACAUCCUGGUGCUCUCUAACAACAGCCCAGAGAGCGGUGUGCGUAUUGUCAACAGCGUCAAGCACUACGGCCUGGAGAUCUCCAAGUUCUGCUUCGUCAGCGAUGAGGACUCCACAGCAUACCUGAAGUCCCACGGGGUCAAGCUCUUCCUCUCAGCUGACAGGACAGACGUCUGCAAUGCCCUCCGGAGAGGGGUCUCAGCAGCACUCGUCUUCCAGCAAGAGGUGCGGGCCCCCAGCACCCAACUCCGUGUGGUGUUUGAUGGGGAUGCUGUGCUCUUCUCCGAUGAGACGGACCAGGUCUUCCAGGAGCAUGGGCUGGAAGGAGCAGUGCAGUACGAGCGGGCGAUGGAGGCCGUGCCCAUGGGAGAGGGUCCCCUGAAGGCUUUUGCCAUGCACCUUGGGAAGAUACGCAAGAAAUUCAGCCAGGAAAAAUCCCCCAUCCGCACCUACCUGGUGACCGCCCGCAGCGGCCGGGACAUGGGCAUCCGAGCCAUCAAGACGCUCCGGGAAUGGGGUCUGGCCAUUGAUGAGGCUUUCUUCAUGGAUGGGGCUCCCAAGGGCCCUAUCCUCACCCAGAUCCAGCCCCAUAUUUUCUUUGAUGAUGGGCUUCAUAACAUCCAGGGGGCUCAAAAUGUGGGUAUACCCUCUGCCUGGGUCCCCUCCUGCUGA
This is a messenger RNA of Cariama cristata (Red-legged seriema), 953 nucleotides long. Its product is annotated as cytosolic 5'-nucleotidase 1A-like. The coding region runs from base 9 to 953 and encodes 314 amino acids. Gene Ontology annotation, biological process: nucleotide metabolic process; adenosine metabolic process. NCBI's taxonomy places the organism in Eukaryota, Metazoa, Chordata, Aves, Cariamiformes, Cariamidae. The record is from RefSeq and is a predicted model, not a curated record. Gene Ontology annotation, molecular function: nucleotide binding; 5'-nucleotidase activity; magnesium ion binding. Gene Ontology annotation, cellular component: cytoplasm; cytosol. The transcript has 6 exons.